AGAGCGCAGGAGACUCUCGGCUCCUUGACUGUAGCGCGAGUUAAUAAACAGUUAAGUUUGGGAGACUCCGUAGCACGUUGAGGGGGAGUUACCAAGCCCAGGCAGCAAAAACAUCCCGCCACAUUCCUGGGGAGUCCUCAGCUGCCAGCAUCUGAUUAGAACCAUAUCUCUCUCCCCGGGAGUGGCCGCGCCGCACCGAGGCUCCCGGCCGGCGGCUAUUUAAGCGGGGCCACCGCGUCUUCCGCGCUGCAGCCUAGAGGCUCCGGGCACAGGGAAGUCAUGCUGGCUCCGCAGAGGCACUAACUAGCCCGUGUGUGUCGUGGGUUAUGUUCAUUUGAGACCUGAGCAUCGAGAACCACCUGGUGUCAGUGAGCAUCUGCUGCUGGGUUUUCUGUUUGCCUUCCUGCCAUGUCUAACGAAGUAGAAACAAGCACAACCAAUGGUCAGCCUGACCAACAGGCUGCACCGAAAGUGCCAUCAAAGAAGGAAAAGAAGAAAGGUUCUGAAAAGACAGAUGAGUAUCUGUUGGCCAGAUUCAAAGGUGAUGGUGUAAAAUACAAGGCCAAGCUAAUUGGUAUUGAUGAUGUGCCUGAUGCAAGAGGAGACAAAAUGAGCCAAGAUUCUAUGAUGAAACUCAAGGGAAUGGCAGCAGCUGGUCGAUCUCAGGGACAACACAAGCAAAGGAUCUGGGUCAACAUUUCCCUGUCUGGCAUAAAAAUUAUUGAUGAGAAAACUGGGGUAAUAGAGCAUGAGCAUCCAGUAAAUAAGAUUUCUUUCAUUGCCCGUGACGUGACAGACAAUAGAGCAUUUGGUUAUGUGUGUGGAGGAGAAGGCCAGCAUCAAUUUUUUGCCAUAAAAACAGGGCAACAGGCUGAACCAUUAGUUGUCGAUCUUAAAGACCUUUUCCAAGUUAUCUACAAUGUAAAGAAAAAGGAAGAAGAAAAGAAAAAGGUUGAAGAAGCCACCAAAGCAGAGGAGAAUGGGAGUGAAGCCUUAAUGACCCUGGAUGACCAAGCUAACAAACUGAAGCUGGGUGUUGACCAGAUGGAUUUGUUUGGGGACAUGUCUACACCUCCUGACCUAAAUAGUCCAACAGAAAGCAAAGAUAUCCUGUUAGUGGAUCUAAACUCUGAAAUCGACACCAAUCAGAACUCUUUAAGAGAAAAUCCAUUCUUAACAAAUGGCGUCACCUCCUGUUCUCUCCCUCGACCAAAGCCUCAGGCAUCCUUCUUGCCUGAAAAUGCCUUUUCUGCCAAUCUCAACUUCUUUCCCACCCCUAAUCCUGAUCCUUUCCGUGAUGAUCCUUUUGCACAGCCAGACCAAUCGGCACCCUCUUCGUUUGAUUCUCUCACAUCUCCAGAUCAGAAGAAAGCGAAUUUGAGUAGCUUGUCUACUCCGCUGAGUAAAGGGCCCCUGAACGGUGAUACCGAUUACUUUGGUCAGCAAUUUGACCAGAUCUCUAACCGGACUGGCAAACAGGAAGCUCAGGCAGGCCCGUGGCCCUAUCCAAGUUCGCAAACCCAGCAAGCAGUGAGAACUCAAAAUGGGGUAUCUGAAAGAGAACAGAACGGCUUCCAUAUCAAAUCUUCCCCGAACCCUUUUGUGGGAAGCCCUCCUCCCAAAGGACUAUCGGUACCGAAUGGCGUAAAGCCGGACUUGGAAAGCUCUGUCCAGUCCUCAGCACAUGACUCCAUAGCCAUUAUCCCACCUCCACAAAGUACCAAACCCGGAAGAGGCAGAAGGACUGCUAAGUCUUCAGCAAAUGACUUGCUUGCAUCAGACAUCUUUGCCUCAGAGCCUCCAGGCCAGACGUCACCCACGUCACCCACAGGACAACCUGCAGCCCCUCAGACCAACCCUUUGGAUCUCUUCAAAACAAGUGCUCCUGCCCCAAUGGGGCCCCUGGCAGGUCUAGGUGGUGUUCCAGUAACGCCCCCUCAAGCAGGACCUUGGACACCUGUUGUCUUCAGUCCUUCUACAGCUGUGGUCCCAGGAGCCAUAAUAAGCGGCCAGCCUUCAGGUUUUGGUCAGCCAAUCGUUUUUGGUGCAACCCCAGCAGUUCAAGUUUGGAAUCAACCUUCAUCAUUUGCAGCCCCAGCUUCCCCUCCACCCCCUGCAGUUUGGUGUCCUCCUGCCCCCGUGGCACCCAAUGCUUGGUCAUCCACAAGCCCUCUGGGGAACCCUUUUCAGAGUACCACCUUUCCACCUCCUGCCAUGCCCACUCAGGCUGCUCCUAUGCUGUCCUCUGUUCUGGCCACACCUCCUCAACCGCCUCCCAGAAAUGGCCCCCUAAAGGACAUCCCCAGUGAUGCUUUCACUGGCUUAGACCCACUUGGGGACAAAGAAGUCAAGGAAGUAAAGGAAAUGUUUAAGGACUUCCAGCUGCGGCAGCCACCUGUUGUACCCUCAAGGAAGGGAGAGACACCUCCUACUGGGACUUCCAGUGCCUUCUCCAGUUACUUCAACAGCAAAGUUGGCAUUCCUCAGGAGCAUGUAGACCAUGAUGAUUAUGAUGCCAAUCAACUGUUGAGCAAGAUUAAUGAACCACCAAAGCCAGUUCCCAGACAAGGUCUCCUCUCAAGUGCCAAGCCUGCUGACAAUUCACUUGAGAAUCCCUUCUCUAAAGGAUGCUUCAGUUCACCACCGCCCUCCGCGGCUUCUCAGCCUGCAUCUUCUGAUGCCCACAGGAGCCCUUUUGGAAAUCCUUUCGCCUAACUUCCGAAGCUGUAUUGCUGACUAUUCAGAUGGACAAAAGACUGGCUUCAGCCAAGGACAAAGCUGACAGCCAGAAACGUGCUGACCUCUGUCCUCAUGCCACCUCUGACACAGUAUCUGUUGCCUUACAUGUCUCUGCCUCUUGUAAGAUGCCUUUCACUUUCUGUCUAGGCUGAAGCUAAACUGAAACUAUGGCUUUAUGUAAAUUAAGCUCCUAAACUCUCUAGCUCAAGUAUAAAUGAAGUAGCUUCCCUGCCAAAGCCUUGUCUGUUCUGCCCCUAGAAGUUUCCAGAAUACUUCCCCUUCUACCCUUCAACUGGGAGGUCUGGCCACCUUAACCCUUCAUAUCACACUGCCUUGAGUAAAUGUCCAAAUCCUCAUACCUCGAAGUCAUUUGGUGUCCCUAGUGUGCAGCUUAAACCUAAACAUUCUACCAAUAGGACAGCAGACAUCUUGCUUCCCAUGCCCAGAAAGAAUGUUUUGAGUAAACUGAAAGCAAGACUAACUUCUCAAGCACACAGGACCAUCUCAAGAUGACCAUUUCCCCCUAUAAUGACAUUUCUCCUGUAAUUGUGUCACUUACCAAUCCUGCCCCAAGAGGUGCUUACAGUAGACUUGAAGAAGAGGAAAUUCUAGUUCCAAAUAUAAGGCAUUAUUCAAAGUUCAUAAAACAAAUAAUUUCUUCCUGGGGCCUCAAAUUGUUUUUAUUCUGGACAUUUUGCAGCUGUUUGACCCUGGUGACCUUAUGGCCUGAAUUUUCCUUGAUGAUCUUAAUUUCAUAUCAUGUGAUUUUUUUCUCAAUAAAGAUGAUUAUUGUGUGCAUUACUUUAAAAAAGUAUAAGUUUUCUUCAUUCUGAUGAUUUCUCCCAGGACCUAGGCUAUUCAACUUUUAAUCUUCUGCUAUUUUAAUGAGAGAAUAGCGCUGCUGUUUAUAUCUCCCUGUCUUUGUCUCCCAUGCUUCUUUCAGUCCAUUUUGCUCCUGGGUUUGAAUAAACAAUACCCAUGAACAGAUAUUUACCAGGAACAGAUUUUUAUGGGUCAAAAAGCAUUAAAUGACUCACAAAUCUGGAGUACUCCCCACCCCCAUCCCCCACCCCCCACCCCCAUCCAGUCCUUGUUAGUUCAAUGUCUAAACUUCUGAAGGUACACCAUCCUCAUCCUCUGUAUGGAUGGAUGGAGGGCCAUUCUCUUAAACUUCGGAAGAGUGAUUUAACACAGGAAAGGAACUGGAUUCAGCUCAGCCAUGAAGGACUCUAUUCAGAAAGCCAAAUGUGACUGUACCAAACACACUGGGUCCUGACUGGAGGUUGUGUUAUGCCUUUCUCAUGUAAUUGGAAAACUUCCUUGAAGCAGCAAUCAUCUAGAUACUAAGACAAACUAAAUGAGGGGAGAAAAGGUGACGGAUGAAUGUUCGGGGUCGUCAUUGAAAAUCUGCCUGCAAUAUUUUUCUCAUAACCUUGGAAACCUAUGCAGUGCAUUUUCAUUUUCAGUCUUUUUGUUAAACAGGAUUGAAGAGUUUGUUCAAUCCCUUUAUUUUAGUUUAUGUUGAUUUUUUAAAUAUUAUCACUUGACCCUUAAUGCUCAGGUCUUGUGGGUGUUAAUACAAUCUUAUCUUUUGGUGGAAGAAGAUGACUGCUCAGGAUUUAAACAAGAAGCUGGCCUUGUGAGCCCCUGUUGAUUAGCCCCAAGUGAUCCAAGCUGAAGUCCUGUGGGUUUCUGUUUGAUGCUAAUCGUUAAUUAUCUACAGCAUUUUUUUCUGUCUAACUUCCUAUUCAGUCAUUAUAAACAGAGACUUGAAAUCAUACUUUAAAAUUCCAAAUACCUAAAGAUGUGCUAAACUGGAGGUAACUAUUUCUAGAUGGCCAAUUUUUUUGAAAAUAAUGAUCAGCUACACACCUGUUUUGUAUGUACCUGUCUUCUUGGGCACUUUUCUGUAUACAAAUAAAGCUAUAAAUUUACUCAUUCAAUAAACUGGAAUGACAAAAA
Messenger RNA from Mesocricetus auratus (golden hamster), 4701 nucleotides. It is a transcript of the gene Dab2, whose product is annotated as DAB adaptor protein 2. NCBI's taxonomy places the organism in Eukaryota, Metazoa, Chordata, Mammalia, Rodentia, Cricetidae. The record is from RefSeq and is a predicted model, not a curated record. Gene Ontology annotation, cellular component: plasma membrane. The coding region runs from base 409 to 2715 and encodes 768 amino acids. The transcript is spliced from 15 exons. Gene Ontology annotation, biological process: positive regulation of endocytosis; negative regulation of canonical Wnt signaling pathway; receptor-mediated endocytosis.